Molecule: messenger RNA, 681 nt
Organism: Henningerozyma blattae CBS 6284
Lineage: Eukaryota; Fungi; Ascomycota; Saccharomycetes; Saccharomycetales; Saccharomycetaceae
Exons: 1
Coding region: 1-681 (226 amino acids)
Source: RefSeq, a predicted model, not a curated record
AUGACUACUAUCAUUUCACCUACUAGACCGGAUCUGAUCCGGUCGAUAGCUAAUCCGGGUUCGCUAGAGAUUAUCACUACUACUACCACAGCUCAUAGUGAAACCUCUACUUCCUCUACUAUAAUAGAGACCACAAAUAGUCUUUUGGAAAGGGAAAAGAUAGUUAUCAACAAAAGUUUGGAUGAUUAUUUCCAAUUAUCCAACUUAUCAAGAAAAAAAUUAGUCGAAUCCUCCAAUAUAAAUAAUUAUAAAAAGGAUUUCAAUCUAAGAAAAUUAGUAGGUCAUGCUAAUAUGUUGGAUAAGAUCAUGGACACUAUAGAUAAUUUAAAUCAAAGGAAAAAUGAAAUUGAAGAUUUGAUUGAAAUUCAAAUAAAUAAAACUUUGGAAUGCAGUUCCGGGGAUUACGAUUUUAAUUCUACAGAUAGUGAGGAUGAAGAAAAUCUUCUCACUUCCCCCAUUAAUGGAUCAGAUAAUGAUGAGGAAGAUGAUGAUAUGAACGUCGAAGAGUUAGUAGUCAAUGAGGAAAGUGAUGAAGAAUAUUUGAAUCAUCACCAUGGUCAACCAUUACUCUUUACUGCACUAAGCAUGGGUAUCGAUCGCCAAACAAUCUACAGCUCUGGAAUCAGACAUGAAGAUCAUUUAGAUGAAGAAAAUUAUACUUAUGCAAGAUUUAAUGACUAA